Molecule: messenger RNA, 1269 nt
Organism: Neopsephotus bourkii (Bourke's parrot)
Lineage: Eukaryota; Metazoa; Chordata; Aves; Psittaciformes; Psittacidae
Product: kinesin-like protein KIF15-B
Exons: 9
Biological process (GO): microtubule-based movement
Molecular function (GO): ATP binding; microtubule motor activity; microtubule binding
Source: RefSeq, a predicted model, not a curated record
AUGGCCGCCACCGAGCCGCGCAGCCGCCUUCCCCUCAGGUUUCCCAGCGGCCGUCAUCACGUGAGGGAGGCGAAGGCACGUUCAGCCAAUGCCAGAGAAGGCAGAGCGAAAUGGCCGCGCUUACGUCAGCGUCGGGGAGGGGGCGGGGCCACGUCGGUUGCGUCACUUGGCGUCAAAUUUGAAUGCUCCGCCGGUUAUAGAGCGGUGCUCGGCGAACGGGCGGGAAGGAGCAUGGCUUCCGCCAGGAAGCGUAAGUGGGGACCCAGCAGCCCUGAGGAAGGAGAUUUACGUGACUCUGCAUUACCUUUGAACACAUCUAGUGCUGAAGGUGAUGCUAUCAAAGUCUGCGUAAGGGUACGUCCACCUUCAGAGGGAACCACCAUAAGCAAUGAACAUCAAGGCUUGUGUUUAUCUGUUCUUUCCUCAAAAACCAUCCGUCUGCAUUCAAAGCCUGAGCCAAAGAUCUUCACUUUUGAUUAUGUUGCAAAUAUGGAAACAACACAGGAGUCAGUGUUCUCAACUGUGGCCAAAAAUAUUGUUGAAUCUUGUAUGAAUGGCUACAAUGGAACAAUCUUUGCAUAUGGCCAGACUGGCUCAGGAAAAACCUUUACUAUGAUGGGACCAUCUGAAUCUGGUAAUUUCACUCACAGUCUGAGGGGUGUCAUUCCACGGAGCUUUGAAUACUUAUUUUUUCUAAUUGAACGUGAAAAAGAAAAGGCUGGCAAUGGAAAGAGUUUCCUCUGCAAAUGCUCAUUUAUUGAAAUCUACAAUGAACAGAUAUUUGACUUGCUAGAUUCUGCUUCAGCUGGACUCCUCCUCAGAGAACACAUCAACAAGGGAGUCUUUGUUGAUGGGGCUGUUGAACAGGUGUUGUCAUCUGCUGCUGAAGCAUACCAGGUAUUAACUAUGGGCUGGAGAAACCGUCGUGUAGCAUCAACCUCAAUGAAUAGAGAAUCCUCAAGAUCACAUGCGGUUUUCACUAUCACAGUGGAAUCAAUGGAGAAAAACAAUGAGGUGGUUAACAUUCGGUCUUCCCUGCUCAACCUGGUAGACUUGGCAGGAUCUGAGAGACAGAAAGACACCCAUACAGCAGGAAUGAGAUUAAAGGAAGCAGGUAACAUAAAUCGAUCGCUAAGUUGCCUGAGCCAAGUAAUGACAGCACUUGUUGAUAUUGGUAAUGGAAAACAGAGGCACGUUUGUUACCGGGAUUCCAAGCUCACGUUUCUGUUACGGGUAAUACAGAUCCUCUGGAUUUUACAUACUACUUGG